GAAACAAAACAAAAAAAUCAGAUGUUCAAUGGAGCGCAGACAGACCAACAGGAAAUUGAGAAGAAUGCCAAGAGAUCCGGAUACGAGUCGAUGGAAAAAACGCCCAACGUUUGUUUGGUAAAUUGGCGAUAAACUGCGUUUGACGAACCCAGUGUCGGCAGGUUCGAGCGAAACGAAUGGUGGGAGAGCCAACCACGUGUGAAACAGCUGUAACAGAUUUAAUCAGUGUGUAGAACAGUUUCAUGGGGAACCAUUGGUCGCGAUGCUCUCUCGGUGACAGAGGAAAGUGAAACCGUGGAAUGAAAGCUCAUGGUGAACGGUGCAGUGAAACAGUGAUCGUCAGGCAUCGCGCGCUCGCGAAAACUGGGGAAUCACAUGCUUAAACGUUUUCACGUAAGCAUCGAUCAGGUGACUGUAAAUCACCCGAAGCGUUCUCCCAAGCGUAUGCUAUACUUGCUAAUUGUCGCUCGCUGAAUCGUUAAUUGCCGGCACUAUUUCAUUGCCAUUGAAUUGAAAGGAGGCUCGCGUUUGGUUAAUGAAACGAUGCAGCUCGCAUAGUAAGAAGACACGCCGAUGGAGUAUGACCGAAGUGCCGAUCGAAACUCGAAAUCGAAGUUCUUCCAAGGUCUACCAUUCAACUCGAGUCACUCAAGCGCGCUGUACUUUCCGGUUUAUAAAUUAUGUUGCAUGAUUGUUACGAACGUUUGCUUGUAAAUGACGUUUGUUUGAAGUCGAAGGGAAGUUAAUUAAAUUGAAGGAAAUUUUUUAACGCGGAACAUUAAAAUAAUAAUACAUAUAUGUUGCUAAUAUAUUUUGAAAUCACUGUUAUAAAUGAAUUGAAACUUGAAGUUUGAAGGUGAAAUUUUGUGAGAAAUAGUGCUGGAGUAUUAUUAUAAUUAUUGUUAUUAUUAAUGCAUUGAAACUUGAAGUGUAAACUGAGAAAAAUUGUUAGUGCUGGAAUAUUAUUAUUAUUGUUAUAAAUCAACUGAGACUUGAAGUGUUUCGUUGAAGCUUGUUUGAAGAGUUCGUCAAGUUGAAAAGUAUAUUUUUCUAUAGUGCUGAAAUUUUUAUUCUCACGUUGUAAUCAUUAUUACAAACGUGUUCUGAAACUCGAGGAGGGAGAGAAGUUUGUUAAAGUGAAGAAAAAUCUCUAAUGACAUGACAGGAUUCGACUUUAAAAGAUUGUUGAAGAACAUUUCUCGACUUCCAAAUUUGAAAUAGUUCGGCUGAAAGGUCAAAGAAGGAAGGUUGAUCAAGGUGAAGAAAAUUCUUAAUGACAUGACUGGAUUCAGUUUUAAGAAAUUGUUGAAGAACAGAAUCCCUGUUCUGAAAUGGUUACCUCUGUACAAAACGAAAGAUGCAUUGGGUGAUCUAGUUGCGGGAUUGACAGUGGGUCUGACCCUAAUACCACAGGCAAUCGCGUACGCUGGAUUGGCAGGUUUAACACCGCAGUAUGGCCUUUACAGUGCGUUCGCUGGCAGUUUCGUCUACAUAAUUUUUGGUACCUGUCGAGAAGUGAAUAUCGGCCCGACUGCAUUGAUCUCUUUGCUAACGUACACGUACGCGAGAGGUAUUCCCGAGUACGCAAUCCUCCUGUGUUUUUUGUCAGGAAGCAUCACGAUAGUGCUGGGAAUCCUCCGAUUGGGUUUUCUCGUCGAGUUUGUUUCCAUACCAGUCGUCUCGGGAUUCACGUCGGCGGCCAGUCUAAUUAUCGCCUGCAGUCAAAUCAAGAGUUUGCUAGGCUUGAAGAUACACGGGGAGAGUUUCAUCGAAAUUUGGCGGGAAUUGAUCAACAACGUCCACCGAACUAGAAUCCCUGACCUGAUCUUGUCUUGCUGCUGCGUUCUAAUUCUAUUGACCCUGAAGAAACUCAAAGAUGCCAACGUCUCGAGCCGGACUUUGAAAAAAUUGAUCUGGUUCCUUGGAACUGGUAGGAACGCCCUCGUGGUAAUUCUGUGUGCUGUAGCGUCGUACAUCUUCGAAAAUCGCGGUGGGGCACCUUUCAUCCUCACAGGUCAUAUCGAUUCUGGGCUACCCUCCGUCGAUCCACCAUCUUUCUCCAGGAAUGUUGGAAACCAGACGGAAACGUUCGUCGAUAUGUGCAAAAAUUUAGGCACCGGUAUCAUCAUUGUUCCGUUGAUCUCGAUUAUUGGCAAUGUCGCCAUUGCGAAGGCAUUUUCACGAGGAGAGUCGCUCGAUGCUACUCAGGAGAUGUUAACGUUGGGCCUGUGCAACGUUGUUGGAUCGUUUUUCCAUUCAAUGCCAGUCACCGGUUCAUUUUCCAGAAGCGCAGUGAACAAUACUUCAGGCGUGAGAACGCCCUUGGGUGGCAUCUAUACAGGUAUCCUAGUUAUCCUUGCUCUAAGCUUACUCACGCCGUACUUUUAUUACAUUCCAAGAGCGACCUUGAGUUCCGUAAUAGUUUGCGCGGUGGUAUUCAUGGUCGAGGUGAAUAUUUUACGGCCGAUUUGGAAAUGUAGCAAACGAGAUCUAAUUCCGACUUGUACGACAUUCUUCGCAUGCCUGUUCGCCGGUGUCGAAUUAGGUAUUUUAAUAGGCGUGGCAAUUGAUCUGGCAAUAUUAAUUUAUUUCAACGCCAGGCCGACAAUAUAUAUCGAAUACAGAAAUGCUCCUACGUUGAACUACAUCCUCGUGCGUCCCAGCGCCGGACUGCUAUUUCCAGCGGUGGAUUACUUGAGGAUAUACCUGUUGGAGAACUUAGCUAACGAGCAUCAUAAAUUACUGAAAACCUUCAAGAACACGAAAAUUGUCGUUCUAGACUGCAAGCACAUCGAUAAAAUUGAUUUCACUGCGGCGCGUGGAUUAAAUACGGUGAUGAGAGAGUUCAAGGAAAAGAAUCAUUGCUUGAUAAUGCUACGACCCUCGAAGGAAAUCUUACGGAGCGUGCAAUCGCUCUCUGAGGAAACGAUUCACGUGGUUUAUACAGAUGCCGAGCUCGUCGCUAUUUUGAAAGAAUUCAGCACGACCAAAGCAGUCAAAGAAAGUGGUGCAGAGGUAUUAGAUAUGUCAAAUGGAACAACUAUCAAUAGCACAAGGAGCGAACUAACCAGUACGAAGCUUUAAAACAAAUUACAGAUGCUAAGAACGAAAACUACACAGAGAUAUCGAUAACUGGUUAUCUUUUAGAAUUUUUACAUAUAUUAAAUGUAUGUGACUGUCUUCUUUAGGUGAAUGUAUGUAAUUAUCCUUUUAGGUAAAUUUUUCUAUUUGUUUAUUGAAUUUAUUGAGUUUGUUCCAAUAGAAAAUUGUUUCUUGGGUCAUUUCGCGUUUGUGAAAUUAAAAAAAAAUUCCAUGUCGAGAUCUGCUUGAUCAGUUAGAUCUAAAUUAAAUUGAGAUAUCUUUAACUGGAAAUUAAAUUAAAUUAAAUUAAAUUGGAAAAUGAAAAUCAAAAAGAAUAUACCGUUUCUUUUAAUAAUUUACAUGUUUUGUAAGUGUGUAUGUCAGCUGAUACUAUAAAACUCAGUGUGAAGCACUGUGAUUAAUUAUUGCAUCCAAUAAUU
Molecule: messenger RNA, 3521 nt
Organism: Frieseomelitta varia
Lineage: Eukaryota; Metazoa; Arthropoda; Insecta; Hymenoptera; Apidae
Product: sodium-independent sulfate anion transporter-like
Exons: 10
Coding region: 1279-3084 (601 amino acids)
Biological process (GO): transmembrane transport
Cellular component (GO): membrane
Molecular function (GO): sulfate transmembrane transporter activity
Source: RefSeq, a predicted model, not a curated record